AUGGCAGAGAGUGGUAACCCCCAAUUUGCAAUUGCUUGUUCACCAGUUUCUUCUACUUUUGGGGUUCUAUGCUCACUCUUUUCUUACAUUCCAUUCAUUAUUUUGCGUUUUUUUAGAUCAGAUAUUCAGAAUGAUGUAUCGGAUUAUAAGUGGUCCAUCAAAUUAAUUGUUUACUUGCAACUAACUGGGACAUUAGUUGGUAGUAUAGCACCUAUUUUCAGAUGUUUGACUGCCACCAGUCACUUCAACCUCUCCAUGAAAUGGAGCAUGCACCAUCUAAACGUGUUCCAUGUUGAGAAGCAUUGGAUUCAAAGGCUUCAGCAUUGGAAACACAGCCAUGUCCCUUCAUAUCUCCCAGGCCGCCAUCGCAAGAAAGUUUUCCGCAACAUCAGAAACAUAAUUUUGAACUUUUGUAUAGUGCUUCAGAUAAUGGUUGUGGUUAUAUGUAAAACAAUAUGUCUCAUUCCCAUAUCUUUUCUGAUCUUAUUCUCUUAUUGUUACCACUUCGUCAAGUCUUCCUUGAAGUGGUUCAAGGAAGAACCAAGUCCAUCCAAUAGCAAUGUGAUAUCCGAUAUGGAAGAAUAUACCGAUUAUGUCCUCCAAAUCGAACAGGAUGCGAAGCUUUCAAAGAGAUUAUUACGAAAUGCACUCAACUCUAUAACUCGACUUCUUCAAGAGUCUGAAAAGAAAGAGCCAAGGAAUCUUAUGAAGCUUCUCGAGAAAUCUACUGGAUUCAAUGGAUUAGUAGAAUUCGACAAUGACAGAGUUCCACCUUUACAUCCGGAAGAAAUACAGAAUUGCUGGAGCCUAGUAGCAGUGACAUUAACUGCCAUUGCACUUGCUCUUCCCAACAUUCCAAAUGGCCAAAUCAAGGGUUUGCUUGACAGCAUGACAGAAGGUCUCCAAUUUGUAAGACAUCAAAGAAAGCCUCAAUACAAAUGGUGA
This is a messenger RNA of Lactuca saligna, 945 nucleotides long. Lineage: Eukaryota; Viridiplantae; Streptophyta; Magnoliopsida; Asterales; Asteraceae. The record is from the annotation of a GenBank genome assembly.